AUGGCUCUUCUCAACCCCCUCCCCACCUACAUUACCUAUCAUCUCCUUUCUGUUGACACUGAUGGUCCCUGUUCUCCCGCAUCCCCCACAUCCCGCUGGUGUGAAAAUGUGAGUACUGCUCGAUUUCAUCGACUACUCACAUGUUUUACUUAACCCCGUCACCAUCUUAAUGUACUGACCUGAUAAGAAUUCAUCGGAAUCAAACGCCUGCUAGCCAAGCAGUCUUCUGAAUUUGAUUAUUCUCGUUCGUGGCCAAUGGAACGGACCGGAGGUAUUACGCUAGAGAAUCUAAAUCACCCGCUCACCUGAACAAGGAGUCCGGGUUCAACCCUCGGUUUUUCCGGGCUUGAGUUGAAGCGUUAUUGGCUGUUGAUGGCAAAUAACUCAGCGAUGGUCGCCCAAGCCUCCUUUAUCCUUGUCGCCAAUGAAGCGCUCUUGCUAUCUUAGUUUUUUACACAGAUCGUAUUUCCCUACCGUGUAAGAGACUGUUGGAGACGACAGUUCUGCAUCCUCUACUCUUUAUCGGAUGCGGGAAUUUGGUCUUAUUCUAUACGCCAUUAUUGACCACAAAGUCCAGCAGGCUUACCAGUUUCCCACUGAAUUUCCCUGUCCGGGUAACCGUCACUCGAAUCAACGUUGACCAGCUUCUUGGUUGUAUCCGCCCUCCUCAGCUGUGACCUUGAUAAGCGUGAAAGCGAUACGGCCAGCGGUGGCUCGGUAUAGGGUCAAUGUGAGAACAAGGAGCCGGGGGAGGGGAUUCUGCGAAACCGCCGGCUUGAAGUUGGAGAGUGGGCUGUAUGGAAUAAGGGGUCACAAUCAUCGGUAUAUUCUGCUCCAGAUAUUACAAUUUUUGGCGGUCUUUAGCCGACAACCUGUAAUACAUGCAUUAGAUUGGCCAUGUUGACCGGUGGCAUGUGCACCAGUUCAUAGAUUUUGCCGUACACCCGUUUAGCCCGCUCCGUAUCAGCCACCCCACCCCAUCUCAACAACAGUUAACCCCUAGGUCCCUGGAGCAUAGGGAGGAAGGAAGGAACAUGGGACUGAUAAAGUCUGAUUUGCUUAGUACUAUCGUCUCUGUUCAGCUGGGGAAGAGUUUGAGACGAUCACUGUUUGGGGUCUGGUGUGCGUGGUCAUACAUUAAAAAUUAUCUGAAUUCUAGGUAGUGUCUCCUCAUUUAGGGUCAUUCAGUCUGACUGGUCCUUCUGUUUCCAAGCGAAGGACAGUAUUCUUUUUCGGACUGUGAUAUUCAGUGACUCCACAAAACAAAGUAUCGAGCUGCGGACGUCGGAAAUUGUAAUCGAGCGUUCUGUGAACUGAAGGGACCGCUGCUGAUGAUUCGCUGUAUUCUGAAGUCUGAGACAACGACUAUCAUUCCUUCUUACUUGGUUGAAGGGUCCUUAUACAGCUGGCCGAGGACAUUUUGGUUGUGAAAUCUGACUGCAGAGGCGUUGUUCUAUUGCUUCUUACCCACUUCUCGAGAUCCCUAUGUGCGACCCAGGAGAUAUUUCGGUGUUAUUCAAAGGUAUUUUUAGUGCCGAUGGCCGUGAAUCACAGUUUGUUGGAUGCAGCAGGAGGUCCUGCAAUUUUUACGCCUUGGAGUCGGGUGGUCCACUUUGAAACAAACACUGCGACUCGUAUGAGAUUUCGCGUCAUCUGACACCGACUGGUCAUGUUAUUUUACCGCUAAUUCUUUGUGGCCCUUUGGUUCUUAGGUAUUGGCUGGCAUGCACCGCUCAUUUUUAUGCAAGCCCCUAAAUCGAUUCGCGUGGGUUACUUAUUUACAGAUAUCAGUAACCUACUCGCCGGAAAGAACAAACUCUACACGACCGCCGUACCGAUACAAACAAAGCGGCCUUCCACAGAUGUCGCUGCCUUGUGCAUCAACGGCUGCGGAAGAUGCAGGACGCCUGGUUAGUUCGCAACACCGAGGAAGUCCAAGAGUAUGCUGACCGCAGUGGAACAAAGGAUUUCUUCGUGCAAAUUAAGACGGUCUACGGCUGCACAGCCAAAGGAACAGUGUAGUUUCCCAACUCCUGCGGAUCAACACUUCACGAAGGAAUCGCUAAUUCUGAAUUGUUGAGUCGGGCACUUUAUAAUCGCCUCACGUUUCGCUGUAGAUUAAACCCCUCAAUCUAGUAACUCCUGUAUUUUCCUGCAGUGCGGGAUUUGGCCUGACGAUUGUAGCGUCCUGAGUAUUCUCGCUGCAUGGGUGCUACACGCCUUUGAGACUGUGGGCUGUGGAGAGUCACGCAGAAACUCGACUGUCCUGGGCGAUUCACGCACAUGGAGCGUCAGCUGCACGACAGGAUGAUUGCACGCGUCAUGGACAAUGGGACAGUCUCAGAAGCAUUUGCAGUGACUAAUGGAGCGAAUCGGGGUCGCGUACUCGUUCCCAUCCUCAAUUUCAUGUUCUCUGCUAUUCCGAUGAGCGCCAUGGGAUCAACACUUUCUACAGGACUGGCGGUCCCCUUCACAAUAGAAGGUUGAUGCAGGCCCUAACGCGUCUGCCCACGACAACUGUCACAGCCUGCCCCGUUCGCGGACGACUGUGCGUCCAACACCGUGACAGAACCGGAUGUUCAAUGGAGCAUGACUCUCUUCACAUCCGGCUGCGCAAACUUCGAGCUGACCAUAACCACGGACAAAACGGUUGUCGCCAUCAGCCGUUAUCCAACACCCUCGCAUCACGAUCAACAGCACUCAGUUCCAAACAGUGAAUAAAUUUACCUAUUUAGGCACCACAAUCAUGCUACACCUAAAUCAGCGACGAAGUUGCCCACUGGAUGUCCAAAGCAACUCAGUUCUUCGGCCGGUUGCAGGCCUCCGCCUGCAAUUGUCAUGGACUUCGACUCAACACGAAGCUCAGAAUACACAGGGCGUAGUCCUGACAAAGUUACCAUACGGGACUGAGACGUGGGCCGUCCAAACAAAUCAGACCAGGAAACUCACUCACCUCCACCCCAGUUGUUCCCAGAGAACACUAAAGCUGGGGUGGUUAGACCGGAUCUCGGACACGGCAGUCUUGGGAUGGACCGGAAUCCUCAGCAUCCAUGUCAUGCGGAGGCAACUAUAACAGCGCUGGAACGGUCACCCUGUGGGGCUGGACCACGGGAGCCUACCAGAGAGAGACUUCUGCGACGAAGACACAACGGGUGCUCGUCAAAACGAAGGACAUAAUCUAAAAAACAGUCGGCCGACCUCCGUAAAGGAUUUACAAAUCAGUCUGGUGACCUUGGAAGACCUCAUCCGGGACCGAUUGACCCGCAGAACAACAAAGACUGGAGCAGGCAUCUACGACGCCAACCGGAUAACCACUGAAAAAGCCGCAAGGGCGACUGGUGAGUCUCAAGCGUCGCAGACUGUCAGCCCAGACACCUUCACCACAUCCAACAUGCCCACACUGCCCACGAACAUUCUCCCAUUACCAAUGAAAACACUUUCGAUGCCUCGUCAUCCACUGCCCACACCACCACAUCCCCACUACCAGCAAGGUGGACUCUAUCCCAACCUCCCCACUGCGACCGCACGUUAAAUUCACGCAUCGACCUAGUCAGAAUCCGUAGCACCGAGACCGGCGCAACAGUGGCAGGAGCGCCUUCAAACCCACCGCACCCGUUUUACCUGUUCGCACUGUCCACUCACAUCCACUCACCGCAUGGACCUACUCGGACACUUGCGUAUUCAUGAAAACCUGCAGUAAAACAUCGUCAACCAAACCCCAUCACCACAUACCUUUUCAUCAGCAGAUACAACACACGUGCCCAUCCCUGAUCACUCACCACAAGCACAGAAUCGGCAGUUCUCAUGCAAGCGGUAAUCAUGGUUUUCGGGUCCUUCCUCAUGUGGCCCCUCUGCUACUCUAACUCAUGUGAGCUCCGAGUUGUCUGCCCCUUUGAGUGAGAUCUUGCUGAGUUAUUUCUGGCGGCAAGGUCAUGUGUGUGGCACGAGCAAGCGAGCUAUUUUGGCCCUGUAAGUUACCGCGCCCAGUCUCAGCGUCGUUUAGUGGACCGUCCCGGAUUAUCGACUGGUGUACGUCGUGGGGUAAAGCAAGUGUGGUCGACACUCUGCGCAUAUUUUUUACUAUAAACAAUCUGACGCGCUUGAAACUACAUCGGUACACUAGACUCCGGGGUGUAGGGGUGUCAGCGGUGGGUUCACGUAAUGGUCGUGGUGGUCGCUCACUUGCUUGCAGGUGAGACUGCGCCUAGCGUCCACUUGCUGGCACUCAACUCUCACAUGUGGCUCCACGUAGCUGGGCUCUGCUCAGCGGCCACACCCCGGGCAACCGUCUCGACCGGCGGGCUAAACCAGGCGAGGGGGGCCUGUGCGCUGUGCCGUGUGCACAGGGUUUGCGGAUUCCGCUGGAUGGAAGGUCGGAUGGAACCUUGCGUCGGCACCGUCGUGACGUGGUUCGUCUCUGCACGCCGCUGGACAGCCGGUGACGGGAUGGAUCUCCACAUCGACAUCUCCUUGACGCGCCCACCCUCGCCGACGGAGACCGCGGCUUACGUCGAAUUCGAGUCGCUCUCCACUACAACCCGAAGUCGUGGUCCCAUAGUGGAGUUCGACCGUGCCACAACGGCACAUGGCAGCCCUAUUCAGAGAUGGCACUGCCAGCCCCCACGAGGGGAAGGGCCUAGAAAAGGUGGCCUAAACAUUGCUGGGUACCACGCCGUCUCCAGGCUAGCCAGGGCCGCAGACGUCUAAACAUGGUCGAAACAAUCAAAAUCGAAACAACAACAAUACCAAUAACAACAACAACCAUACUCAUUCUCCUCAUCCUACCUCUUCUUCCUCUACCUUCGUCUAUUCUUCUGCCUAUUCUUCUCCUUCGUCAUCUUCUUCUCCAUCUCCUUCCCGUCGCCCCACUCGUUGUCACCAGACUGGCAGGGUGAGCCCGCUCACUCUGGCAGCCUGGAAUGUUCGUUCCCUUUUAGACAAUCCGAGGAGCAACCGACCGGAACGGAGGACGGCGCUAGUGGCACGAGAACUGGCACGCUACAAUGUGGACAUCGCCGCACUCAGCGAGACCCGUUUCUCCGCACAAGGCCAACUGGAGGAGGUGGGUGCCGGCUACACCUUCUUCUGGAGCGGUCGACCCAGGGCAGAGCGACGGGACGCGGGCGUCGCCUUCGCCAUUCGGAACGACAUCGUGGGGCGACUGCCCUGUUUGCCGCAGGGCAUCAACGAUCGCCUGAUGAGCCUCCGCCUGCCUCGCCGGGGAAGCAAAUUCGCCACCAUCAUCAGUGCCUACGCUCCGACGAUGACCAACCCCGACGCCGUCAAAGACAAAUUCUACGAGGACCUGCACGCCCUCUUGGCGACUGUGUUGAAGGCGGAAAAGUUGAUUGUCCUUGGCGACUUCAACGCCCGCGUCGGCACAGACCAUACUGCCUGGAGAGGAGUGCUGGGUCCCCACGGUCUCCGCGGCUCAAACGACAAUGGUCUGCUGCUUCUCCGCACCUGCGCAGAACACCGUCUCAUGCUGACGAACACGUUCUUCUGUCGGCCGGAGCGAGAGAAGGCCACCUGGAGGCAUCCUCGGUCGCGCCAGUGGCACCUGCUGGACUAUGUCCUCGUCCGAAGACGUGACCAGCGGGACGUGCUGGUGACGAAGGCGAUCGCGGGUGCUGACGGGUGGACCGACCAUCGCCUCGUCAUCUCGAAGAUGCGUAUUCGCCUACAGCCUCGCAGGAGACCACAAGGUAAGCGACCCCCAGGUAAGCUAAAUGUUGCCUUGUUGUCUUUGCCCGCUCACCACCUUCGUUUCAGCAAUGAGCUAGCUCAACAGCUAGACAACCUUCCUAUCGUUGCCGCCGACGACGCCGCCGCCGCUGCCGAGAACGCCUCCGUGGAGAACCGCUGGUGUCAACUGCGAGACACGGUCCAGUCGACGGCGCUCGCCGUCCUCGGUCGCGCUCCCCGCCAACAUCAGGACUGGUUCGACGACAACGACGCCGCCAUCAGAAAUCUGCUAGCUGAGAAGAACCGCCUCCACAAAGCCUACGUAGAUCACCCCACUGAGGACAACAAAGCUGCCUUCUACCGCAGUCGCCGCCAACUUCAGCAACGACUGCGCGAGAUGCAGGACGCCUGGACUGCUCGCAAAGCUGAGGAGAUCUAA
Molecule: messenger RNA, 6124 nt
Organism: Spirometra erinaceieuropaei
Lineage: Eukaryota; Metazoa; Platyhelminthes; Cestoda; Diphyllobothriidea; Diphyllobothriidae
Source: the annotation of a GenBank genome assembly